Molecule: messenger RNA, 1509 nt
Organism: Chlorella variabilis
Lineage: Eukaryota; Viridiplantae; Chlorophyta; Trebouxiophyceae; Chlorellales; Chlorellaceae
Exons: 7
Coding region: 1-1509 (502 amino acids)
Biological process (GO): cilium assembly
Cellular component (GO): cilium; intraciliary transport particle B; centrosome
Source: RefSeq, a predicted model, not a curated record
AUGUCGCAAGAGGCCGAUGUUCAGGGGCUGCUGUCGGAGCUGCUGGAGCUGGGACACACGCCCAAGCCCCCGCCAACGCUCGGCACCCAGCAGGCCUUUGACUGGGUUGCUGACUGCACGGCCUGGCUGUGCCAGAGGGCGGCGCCCGACCUUGCCGUGCCUCGCGACUAUAGCAGCGAGGCCAAGCGGGUGGCCUUCCUGUCAGCCCUGGGCAGCCAGCUGUACUCCCGCACCCGCAUCCGCCUGCACCUGCGCCGCCUGUACCGCGCAGGCGGCGGCGCGGUACGCGAGCUGCGCCGCCUGGCGGCCAGCCUGGCGCAGGCGGCGGCAGAGUUAGCUCCGCCUGCCGCCACGCCCGCCAACCUGCCACCCCUGCCUGAGCUGGACCGGCCGCAACUGAAUGAGCUGUCGCAACGCAUCGGCGCCAGCGCCGCGCAGCUGGUGGCAGCGCUGGCGGCGGCGCCGGCAGCGGCUGCGGGCGCCCGCGCGGCACUGGCUGCCACCACAGAUGUGGAUGGCAUGGAAGCCGAGCUGCGGGCGGCCCUGGCGGCGGCCCGCCAGCAGAAGGCGCAGCUGGAGCCGGCGGUGGCGGCGCUGGGGCAGGAGGUGGCGUUGCUCGAAGCCCGUGUGGAGAAGCGGCACGUGGAGCUCGACCGCCUCGAGCGCCGCCUGGACUCCCUGCAGGCGGUCAAGCCCGCCUUCUCGGCGGAGGCGGAAGCGCUGGAGGCUGAGCUGGCGGGGCUGUACCAGCAGUACCUGCAUAGGUUCCGCAACCUGGAGUGGCUGGAGGGGUCGCUGGACGCGUAUGCUGCAGAGCGGCAGGCGGAGGCCGAGGAGGCCGACAAGCAGCUGCGCCGCAUCCAGCGCCAGGUGGCGGCGGAGGAGCUGCGCCUGCUGCAGGGAGACCAGAACGGCAGCCCCAACACGCCUGGGGCCGAGCCGGCAGACGGGCUGGAUAGUGACGACAGCGAGGCGGCGGUGCCGGGUGGCUGGGGGCUCAAGGCGCUGCCGUGCCUGGGCGGUGGCAACGGCGGCGCCGGCGCCGGCGGCGGGGUGCGCGCAGCGGGAGGCUCCCCGGGAAGGUCGGCCGCCGCGCUGGACCUGCAGCUGCUGUCGGAUGAGGAGAGCGGGGGCGGCGGCGGAGGAGCGGCGGGGAGCCGGGGGGGCACUGCUGCCUCCAAGGGCGGCGCCAGCAGGCUCAGCCUGGCCAGCGGCGGCUCUUCGGAUGUGGCAGGGGCCGCCGGCGGCGACACCUCGCCCGGAAGGCCCCAGGAGGGCAGCAAGGUGACCUUUGGCGGAGCCUCCCUCAUCACGGCGCCCCGCGGCGGCCCCUCCAGCGGCGGCAGCCAGCGCCCCGGCAGCGCGCGGCGCGCCACGGGCAGCGCCAACGCGAUGCUGCGGGGCAGGGCGGGCGGCGGCGAGGGCGGCGGCGCGGACGUGCUGAGCCUGGACAGCCCGCUGGCCAGCCCUGCGCGCCGCAGCAACAUGCAGGGCGACAACGACUUCUGA